GGCCGGAAGUGGCCCUGACGGUGUCUGACUUGUCGCUCGGUGAUCCCGGGCUCCCGUUAAUUCUCUCUUUGCUUCGUCGUUUUUACGGAUUUCGGGCUGCUGUGAGGCGGGAAGCGCGCGGGUCCGUCAGUGGCGGACGGGGUUCUUCCGAACCUCGGAGGCAGAUGGCGGAGGGAUCUCAGGGUUCGAGCCUGAGGCGGAACAUAUGGCGGAGGGAUUUUCUGUGAUUUCAUACGCCGGAACGACACCGCUUUUAGAACGGAACCGAGCCCGAAUACGAGAGCUUCUGGCGGAUCCACACAUGAACCUCCGGGCCAAACGGAACCGCCGGUUCUGACGGUGAUUGAGCUCCGGUUAUCGUGCUUCCUCCAGCAAACUUGAAUCAUUUAGUCUGAAUAAAUGACCCAGUAUACUAUGAGUUCAGUUCUGACCCAGAUGACCCAAACGCUUUGAUCCGGACCAGCUGAAACAUUCCACUGGGUUCUGCAGGUUCUGCUGCAUAAAACCUUGCACCAAAUGAAAGGACUUUGGUUUGGAACCAGAACCUCUGUGGUCCAAACGGUCCCUUUGACCCGGCCGUGAACAGGGAGGAUGGCUCUAGGUGCAGCAGGGGGUUUGGGCGCCGUAUGAUGUCAUCAGGUCGCUCUGACUGUGGAAUCAUGGGAGGUGAAGUUGAGAACGGAACCACAGCGAUGGAGCCGGGCUCCUGCUGAGCGCGCUCAGAACUCUGGUACUGGUCCUGUGGGGUCUGGGCCACCAUGACGGAUAAAACGGCGCCGCGGUGUCAGCUGAGGCUGGAGUGGAUCUACGGGUACCGCGGCCAUCAGUGCCGGAACAACCUGUUCUACACGGCGGGGAAGGAGCUGGUCUACUUUGUGGCUGGGGUGGGGGUGGUCUUCAACACCCGGGAACACACCCAGAGGUUUUACCUGGGACAUAAUGAUGACAUCAUCAGCCUGGCGAUCCAUCCGGAUAAGAUCCAGGUGGCAACGGGUCAGGUGGGAAAGGACCCGUACAUCUGUGUGUGGGACACUUACGCCAUGGUGACGGUGUCCAUCCUCAGGGACGUUCACACUCACGGAGUCGCCUGUCUCACCUUUGACUCGGAUGGCCAGCGGUUGGCUUCAGUCGGUCUGGAUGCUAAGAACACGAUCUGCGUUUGGGACUGGCGGAGGGGGCGAGUCCUCGCCACGGCAACCGGACAUUCGGACAGAAUCUUUGAUGUCUGCUGGGAUCCACUUCAGUCUAGCCGGCUCGUCAGCUGCGGGGUCAAGCAUAUAAAGUUCUGGACUCUGUGCGGGAACGCUUUGACUCCAAAGCGAGGUAUUUUUGGAAAGACGGGGGAUCUGCAGACCAUCCUGUGUGUGUCUGCGGCCAAAGAUGAGCUGACGUACUCUGGAGCGCUGAACGGAGAUGUUUACGUCUGGAAGGGAGUCGCUCUGGUCAGAACCAUCCAGGCCGCUCAUGGGGCAGGAAUCUUUAGCAUGCAUGCGUGUGAGGAGGGGUUUGCCACCGGAGGGCGCGAUGGCUGCAUCCGUCUGUGGGACGUUGACUUCAAACCCAUCACCAAGAUUGACCUGAGGGAGACGGAGCAGGGCUACAAAGGUUUGUCGAUUCGAAGUGUUUGCUGGAAAGCGGACCGGAUUCUUGCUGGGACUCAGGACAGCGAGAUUUUUGAGGUGCUGGUUCGUGAUCGGGACAAACCAGUUCUUCUGAUGCAGUCGCAUAGUGAGGGUGAGCUGUGGGCGCUAGCUCUGCACCCCAAGCAGCCAGUUGCUGUCACAGGGAGCGACGACCGCUCAGUAAGGCUUUGGAGUCUUCCUGACCACACCCUGCUGGCACGCUGUAACAUGGAGGAGUCUGUUCGAAGUGUUUGCUUUAACAGUGAUGGGUCUCAACUGGCUCUGGGCAUGAAGGAUGGGUCAUUCACGGUGCUGCGAGUCAGGGACAUGACAGAGGUUGUUCACGUCAAGGACAGGAAGGAAGUCAUCCACGAGCUCAAGUUUUCUCCAGACAGUUCCUUCUUGGCGGUAGGAUCUAAUGACGGAUUGGUGGAUGUGUAUGCUGUGUCCCAGCGUUACAAGAAGGUGGGGGAGUGCCGUUCCAGCUCCUUCAUAACCCACCUGGACUGGUCUGUUGACAGUCGCUUCCUGCAGACUAACGAUGGUGCUGGAGAGCGGCUCUUCUUCAGAAUGCCAGCAGGAAAGCUGGUUCCUAAAGAGGAGGCAAAAGGGAUCCACUGGAUGACCUGGACAGGGGUUAUUGGACCUGAGGUGAAUGGAAUCUGGCCCAAAUAUUCUAGUGCCACUAAUGUGAACUCUGUGGACGCCAACUACAGCAAUGCGGUGCUGGUGACCGGGGAUGAAAUCGGCCUCAUCAGACUCUUCAGGUUCCCCUGCUUGAAGAAAGGGGCCAAAUUUAAAAAGUACAUCGGCCACUCUGCCCAUGUGACCAAUGUUCGCUGGUCCAACGACCUGCAGUGGGUCAUUUCCACUGGGGGGGCCGACCACGCAGUCUUCCAGUGGAGAUUCCUUCCUGAGGGAGUCAUGAACGGCGUUUUAGAGCCUCUCCUUCAAGAGGGCUACGCUGACUCCAACAGCGGCGAGUCCGACUCAGAUGUAUCAGAUAUCCCGGAACUGGACUCGGACAUCGAACAAGAAUCUCAGACGAAUUACGAACGUCAGGUCUACAAGGAGGACCUCCCACAACUUAGGAAGAAGCUGAUUGGGUCUUUGAAGCGACAGAAAGCUCCGGAGGAGGGGCUUCGCCUUCAAUUUGUUCACGGGUACCGCGGCUUUGACUGCCGUAACAACCUGUACUACAGUCAGACGGGGGAGGUGGUCUAUCACGUGGCUGCUGUUGGCGUGGUCUACAACCGUCUGCAGCACAGCCAGAGGUUCUACCUCGGACACGAUGACGACAUCCUUAGCCUCACAGUCCAUCCACUGAAAGACUACGUUGCCUCUGCUCAGGUGGGGCGGGACCCGGGCAUCCAUGUAUGGGACACCCAAACCCUGAACUGCCUGUCCCUGCUUAGAGGACAACACAACAGGGGCGUAUGUGCCCUGGAGUUCACAGCGGAUGGAAAGAGUUUGAUCUCUGUGGGAAUUGAUGAGUCUCACAGCAUCGUCAUCUGGGACUGGAAGAAAGGGGAAAGGCUGUCCAAAGCCAGGGGUCACAAAGACAAGAUCUUUGUGGUGAAGAGCAACCCCUUCAGGAUGGACAAACUGGUGACUGUGGGGAUAAAACACAUCAAGUUCUGGCAGCAUUCAGGUGGCGGUCUGACGUUUAGAAGGGGGAUUUUUGGGAACCUGGGGAGACAGGAGACCAUGAUGUCAGCGUGCUAUGGUCGAUCUGAGGAUCUGCUCUUCUCCGGAGCCACAAACGGAGACGUUUACAUCUGGAGAGACACGACUCUCAUCAAGACCAUCAAAGCUCACGAUGGGCCGGUGUUCGCCAUGUGCUCCCUGGAUAAGGGAUUCGUGACGGGGGGAAAGGAUGGGGUCGUGGAGCUGUGGGACGACAUGUUCGAGCGCUGUCUGAAGACCUACGCCAUCAAAAGAGCAACGCUGUCCCCGUCCUCUAAAGGUCUCCUGCUGGAGGACAACCCAUCCAUCAGGGCAAUCACUCUGGGCCAUGGUCACAUCCUGCUUGGAACCAAGAACGGGGAGAUCCUGGAGAUCGACAAGAGUGGACCCAUGACCCUGCUGGUUCAGGGUCACAUGGAGGGCGAGGUUUGGGGUUUGGCGGCACACCCCCUGCUUCCUGUCUGCGCUACCGUCAGUGACGACAAGACUUUGAGGAUCUGGGAGCUGUCGUCCAACCACAGGAUGGUUGCCGUACGCAAACUGAAGAGAGGGGGGCGGUGCUGUGCCUUCUCCCCAGAUGGUAAAGCUCUGGCAGUCGGUCUGAACGAUGGAAGCUUCUUGGUGGUGAACGCUGACACUUUGGAGGACAUGGUGACCUUCCACCAUCGCCGAGAGCUCAUCUCAGAUAUCCGCUUCUCUCAAGAUGUAGGCAAGUACCUGGCUGUGGCCUCUAACGACUCCUUUGUGGACAUCUACAACGUCCUGACCAGCAAGAGAGUCGGGGUCUGCAAAGCAACUGCAAGCUGCAUCACUCACAUUGACUGGGACUCCAGAGGAAAGCUGCUUCUGGUCAACACUGGAGCUAAGGAGCUGCUCUUCUUUGAGGCGCCACGAGGACGGCGGCAGAACAUCAGCCUCACUGAGUUCGAGAAGCUGGACUGGUCUACUUGGACGUCAGUCCUGGGUCCCACCUGUGAAGGGAUCUGGCCGGCGCUGAGCUUCGUCAAUGCCGCUUCGCUCUCCAAAGAUCGAAAACUUCUCGCCACUGGAGACGACUUUGGUUUCCUGAAACUCUUCAGUUUCCCAUCCAGGGGCCAGUUUGCAAAGUUUAAGAAGUAUGUGGGUCACAGCACCAAUGUGACCAACGUCCGCUGGUCUAACGAUGACUCUGUGCUGCUGUCGGUGGGUGGCGGGGACACGGCGCUGAUGAUCUGGUCCAGAGAGCCUCCGGGUCACAAAGAGAGUAAAGCUGUGGACAGCGAGGAGUCCGAUGACGACACUGAGGAGGACGGAGGCUACGACAGCGACGUGGCACGGGAGAAGGCAGUGGAUUAUGUCACUAAGAUCUACUCAUCCAGCAUCAGGAACAUGUCAGGAACCAAACCCCACCUUCAGCACAAGGAGCUUCCUGUGGAGGACAGGCCUCCAGUGAGCCGAGCCACUCCGCUGCCGGACAAACUGUUGAGGAACAACGUGACCAAAAAGAAGAAGGUGUUGGAGGACCUGGUCUUGGACCACGUCUUUGGAUACCGAGGCUUUGACUGUCGCAACAACCUGCACUACCUAAAUGACGGCACUGACAUCAUCUUUCACACCGCCGCCACUGCGGUCAUCCAGAACCUGUCCUCCGGAACCCAGACCUUCUACCUGGAGCACACUGACGACAUCCUCUGUCUGACCGUCAACCAGCACCCCAAGUACCAGAACGUGGUUGCCACCGGGCAGAUUGGUGAUUCCUCUGAGCAGCCAGGUCUGGCUCCGUCCAUCCAUGUUUGGGAUGCCGUGACCAAGCAGACGCUGUCCAUCCUGCGCUGUUCGCACGCUAAAGGUGUUGGCUACGUGAACUUCAGCGCCACCGGGAAGCUGUUGCUUUCCGUGGGGGUGGAGCCAGAGCACACCAUUACAGUGUGGAGGUGGCAGGAAGGCACUAAGGCGAGCAGCAAAGGCGGCCAUACUGAGCGGAUCUUCGUGGUGGAAUUUAGACCAGACUCGGACACCCAGUUUGUGUCGGUCGGGGUCAAACACAUCAAAUUCUGGACUUUGGUUGGUGGCUCGCUUAUGUACAAGAAGGGUGUGAUCGGCUCGGUGGAGGACAGUCGGGUUCAGACCAUGCUGUCCGUGGCGUUUGGCGCUAACAACCUGACGUUCAGUGGCGCCAUCAAUGGAGAUGUUUACGUUUGGAGAGAGCACUUCCUGGUGCGGGUGGUGGCAAAAGCACACAGUGGCCCCAUCUUUACCAUGUACACCACCCUGAGGGAUGGGCUGAUCGUCACCGGCGGGAAGGAACGACCGACCAAGGAGGGAGGAGCUGUGAAGCUCUGGGACCAGGAGAUGAAACGCUGCAGAGCCUUUCAGCUGGAGACGGGUCAGCCAGUUGAGAAUGUCCGCUCUGUCUGCAGAGGAAAGGGUAAAAUCCUGGUGGGAACCAAAGACGGAGAGAUCAUUGAGGUUGGAGAGAAGAACGCUGCCUCCAACACCAUGAUCAAUGGACACACUCACGGGGGGAUCUGGGGUUUGGCUUCUCACCCUUUCAAAGAUGUCUUCAUCUCUGCUGGUGAUGAUGGGACCAUCCGGAUAUGGGACCUGGUUGAUAAGAAACUGCUAAACAAGGUCAGUUUAGGUCAUCCUGCUAAGUGCACAUCCUACAGUCCCAACGGAGAGAUGGUGUCCAUCGGCAUGGAGACCGGAGAGUUCAUUGUCCUGCUGGUCAACUCUCUGACCAUUUGGGGGAAGAAGAGGGACCGUAAUGUCUCCAUCCAGGACAUUCGGUUCAGUCCAGACAACCGGUUCCUGGCCGUGGGUUCGGUUGAAAGUGCGGUGGACUUUUACGACCUGUCUCUUGGGCCUUCUCUCAACCGGAUCGGUUACUGUAAAGACAUCUCCGGUACCGUGAUCCAGAUGGACUUCUCUGCUGACAGCAGGCACAUCCAGGUGUCCACCAGCACCUACACUCGUCAGGUGCAUGAAGUCCCGUCUGGAAAGGUUGUCACCGAGCAGAAUGCCAUUAACAGGAUUACCUGGGCCAGCUGGACCAGCAUCCUUGGCGACGAGGUCCUCGGCGUUUGGCCCCGUAACGCCGACAAGGCCGACGUGAACUGUGUGUGCGUUUCCCACGCCGGCCUGAACCUGGCGAGCGGAGACGACUUCGGCCUCAUCAAGCUCUUCGAGUUCCCGUGUCCUGAGAAGUUUGCCAAACACAAGCGGUACUUCGGUCACUCCGCCCACGUCACCAACGUGCGCUUCUCCUGUGACGACAAGUUCUUAAUCAGCGCCGGCGGCAGCGACUGCAGCCUCUUCGUCUGGAAGUGUCAUUGAACUUCCUCCAGCCUCUUCUUCCUCGCCAGCGUCAGACAGGCUCCGCCUACAGUCCAGCGAUGAGAUGGCUGCUGCUGUGUUUUGUGUUCAGAUCUGUGUGAGUCUUAGUUGUGUUUGUGUUGUGGUGUUUGUGCCUUCAGCACAAAUCUGUUCUUUAAACUGUGGUGCUACAAUCAUUCAGGGCUCCAACAGCAGGAAAAAAACCUGUGAUUCAGUAGCAACUCGUAAAAAUGGAAUAAAGUUCAUUUCUACCUCAAA
Oryzias latipes (Japanese medaka) is the source of this 6881-nucleotide messenger RNA. It is a transcript of the gene eml6, whose product is annotated as EMAP like 6. Gene Ontology annotation, molecular function: microtubule binding. The record is from RefSeq and is a predicted model, not a curated record. NCBI's taxonomy places the organism in Eukaryota, Metazoa, Chordata, Actinopteri, Beloniformes, Adrianichthyidae.